Molecule: messenger RNA, 1170 nt
Organism: Micropterus dolomieu (smallmouth bass)
Lineage: Eukaryota; Metazoa; Chordata; Actinopteri; Centrarchiformes; Centrarchidae
Gene: ahsgb
Product: alpha-2-HS-glycoprotein 1
Exons: 7
Coding region: 1-1044 (347 amino acids)
Biological process (GO): negative regulation of endopeptidase activity
Cellular component (GO): extracellular region
Molecular function (GO): endopeptidase inhibitor activity
Source: RefSeq, a predicted model, not a curated record
AUGCAUGAUGGUAUAUACGGCUUGGCUGACAAUGGCUGUAACGUUGAGUUGCUGUUGGACCUUCUGGAGACAAAAUGCCAUGUUGUUAACCCUCAACACUUUGAGGAUUGUGAGCUCCGUAGAGUGGAUGAGCGGGAGGUGAUGGCCAACUGCACCGUAAUGAUGACUGUAAAAAAUAGUGAUGCCAAAGUCACCAAAUAUGACUGUGACACGCGACAAGUAAAAACGAACAUGGAGAUGAUGAUGAUCUGCCCAGACUGUCCCAUGCUGAUCUCACUUGACAGCCCUGAAGGUAUCAAGUCUGUUAAUGAAGGUGUGAAAAAAUUCAACCAGAACACCACCAACCAGCGCUACUACAUCCUGCAGGAAGUGGGACGGAUAAGCUCUGCGUACAUGAUGGCGACAGGGAUGAGUUACUUUGCUGAGUUUGCCCUUGUGGAGACUCAUUGCCCAAUGGGAUCGAGAAUCAUUCCUGAGGCAUGCAAACCCCUCUGUCCUGACAGAGCUCAUCAUGCUGUUUGCAGUUCAUCUUAUUCCAGUACAGACGGACUCCAGUCUGUUGAGUGUGAAUUCUAUCCCCCAUCGAACAGUACUACCCUUGGCCCUGGUGAACAGGGCCCAGGUGAAUGUAGGCAUCGUGGUCGCCCCUCACAUGCUGGCGGUCACGGACACCAUCCCCAUACUCACGGUCACGGACACCAUCCCCAUACUCACGGUCACGGACACCGUCCCAAUGCUAGCAGCCAUGAGCACCAUCAACAUGCUGGUGGUCACGGACACCAUCGCAACACUAGCAGUCAUGGACGCCACCCUGAUGCUAGCAGUCGUGGACCCCCUCCCCACGCUGGCGGCCGUGGACCCCCUCCCCAUGAUGCCGGUCAAAGACAAGACAGGAAAGAUGGACCCCCUUUCAAUUCCUACCACCGCCUCAAACCCUUCCUUUCCUGCCAUGGAUUCCGGACCAAUUUUGACCCAGCUCUCCACCCCAUUUGCCCCUGGCCUCACCCUGAAACCAACCCAGAUCCAAAACUGAGCCAGUCCUGAGAUAAGGAAACAUAAGUGUUUGUUACUGUUCUGAAGACUUCUCUUAAUAGUCUCUAAUGUAUGUAAGACGUGCUAAAGUUCUUACAACAUACAACAGAACAUGUAAAAUAAACCAUUAAAGUGUCA